Messenger RNA from Malaya genurostris, 3987 nucleotides. RefSeq names its product potassium channel subfamily K member 18. Gene Ontology annotation, cellular component: membrane. Gene Ontology annotation, molecular function: potassium ion leak channel activity. Bases 401 to 3022 code for a protein of 873 amino acids. The transcript has 5 exons. Lineage: Eukaryota; Metazoa; Arthropoda; Insecta; Diptera; Culicidae. Gene Ontology annotation, biological process: stabilization of membrane potential; potassium ion transmembrane transport. The record is from RefSeq and is a predicted model, not a curated record.
UACGCUCAGAGUAUUCCGAGCAGCGGUCCCGAACGGUCCUGUGUUUUAUUUUCCGCGAGAGAGUAUUUAAAUAUAUUGCCCAAAAAUGGAUCUAAUGCGACAAAUUCUUUGAAACGAGUCACUGGCACGACCAUCAACUUUGAUUCUAUUCGAUAAAGCGAACAUCAAUCCUGGAGUGAAUCAGAAAGAUGAGAUUUAGUUAUUUGUGCUUGUUAUAAAGAAUAUUUCCAACAUAUUUAAACUGCACUUCUUUUCAAAUUUAAUGUGGCUCAAAAUAUGGUCUUUAAAAGUGGUGCGAUUGUGUAAAACGAAUUUAACUGCGAAGCUGUGAUUUUCAAUAGUGUAGUGUAACGUAACCCGGAAGUGAUCUCUGAAUUCGUUUGUACUAUAAAUUUAAACCAUGGAUCCUAAAUCAGAAGUGCCCGUCGUGGCACGCCGACGCCGUAAAGCAGCUCGGCAGAUGCGAGAAUCUACUCCGGACCCGUCAAGAGCAGAUGGUUCUUUAGAUAGCUUCGGAAGUCAAAGUCAAGCCUCUGACGAACAGAGUGGUUCGGAGAAUAGAAGCACCGUCGAAUCUAGUCCACAAGGAUCGGUUAAAGGCAGUAAGAAAAGUUUUCUCGAACGUGCGAUGGAUUAUAGUAGCCACCGGAAUAAAAUUCUCAAUCGAAAGGAUAAGAAGCUUUCGGCUGCCGCGCCGAGAAGCCGCUCGGUACCACGUGAUAGCGAGGAGGUGCCAAGCAGUCCGGAGAUUUUUUCGCUGCUUCGUCGUGCCAAGAAAAGUCUGACCUCACGUAAACCGAAAACAGACGAUUCCAGCGAUGGUGGCAGAAUUUCCGACACCGAAGUCCGCAAGCGCCGUGAACGCAUCGAGCGGUACCAAACGGAACGUAGCAAAGAAAACGAAUCACGCUCUUCGCAACUUCAGGCAAAUCUGACCCGGUUUAACGAAGAACGACGAAAGUUCGAGCUAGAAAAGCUAAAGUUUCUCCAGGAAAAACGAGAACUGGAUCGAAUGCGGCUACGGCGUUUCGAUAAAUAUCGCGAGGAACUGCUUGAAGAACAACGACAAAAGCUUCAGGUGGAAUUGCAGAAUCGCGAGCAGGAAAAUGCACGAUCCAAAAGCAUCGAAGCUCCAAUUUUACCACCAGCUCCGCCGACACGUUCCAAAACUCCAGUUUCGCCGGGUGCGAUAAAGAAGAAACUGUUGAUUAUUCCGAAAACUUCCAGUGCUUCCGCUUCAAGCAGUGAAGAUGAUGGAAAAAAUACCAGCGACGAGGAGAAGCUGGCCACUGUGCGACGACGAUUUUCUCCUCGGAAGCCGAAACGACCAAGAUCGGUUAGAGUGGAACAUUUGAAGGUAACGAAAACUCCAGAACUGGCAACGUCUCCCGAACCCGAAUCCGAGUUGCCGUCUGAUUUUCCACCGGAAGCUGAACCUAUCGUUCCAGAUGUGGCUACCGUUUUGCCAGUGGAGGAAGUCAUUAUUGCUCCUGAAAUUAGAAUUGAAGAUGAGAUGGUACUGACACAGCGGAAGGUUGUGAAGGUAGAUGAUAUAGAUUCGAAGGAGAUUGUUGCGUCUACUCAGGUCGAGAAACAGGAGGAAGCUGAGGAGAAAAAAUGUGACGUAACAAAAUUGAUUGCUUCAGACGACAAACCGGUCGAAGGUCCAAAAGAAAAAAAACGAAGAAGAGCAUUGGUGAUUUAUGUCGAGAAAGAAAACGAUCAGUUUAGCUGGGCGGAGAUAUUGGAGGAGGUCAAAGACUAUUGGCUAGAUUUCUUAGAUGACACACCGUUAGAGGUGCAACGAAUAAGACUGCAAGGAAACGAAUGCUUGUUCUACUUUGGGGUCUUGGUAAUGUUGUGUGGGGUAGGGGGAAUAAUCUUUCGGGUAACGGAAGGGACUUUCGAGUCACAGUACAAGUGUGGCGUAAAACGAGUUAAGCGGGAUUUCAUCGAUCAUCUUUGGCUUUCCAGUCAUAAUCAGAAGGAAGAAGACUGGAAACAAUCUGCUAGGGUUCGAUUGAGAAAAUUCGAAGAAGAACUGCAGGUCGCCUUCGAGGCCGGUAUGAAAACCUACAGCGGCAACACAGCGUGGAACUUCAUCAACGGAGUGAUUUACUCCCUGACGGUGGUAUCUACUAUCGGAUAUGGACACAUCUCACCUUCAACGACGACAGGCCGAGCAUUGACGAUCAUCUACGCUAUUAUCGGAAUACCGAUAUUUCUAAUCGUUUUGGCUGACUUUGGAAAACUGUUCACGCGAGGAAUUAAAUUCCUUUGGGCUUAUGUACGUCGAUUGUACUAUACAGGAUCCUUCCGUAAAGUUCGCAAAACAGCACAAGUGAAGGAGGUGAUGAAGGGUUUAAAUGUAGUUUAUGACAUGGUUCGCCGUCCCAGCGGAGAAAACGAACUACAACCAACUGACGCAAAACCUACUGAUCAACCCGCUCCAUCAACUUCUGCAGAAAUUCCUCCAACUUGCGAAUCUCCCACUACGCCCCUUCCGGAAACUUUCGAAAUUGAUGAUGAAUUCAACUUACCGAUUUCCGUUGCUAUUUUUAUUCUGGUCGCCUACAUGCUUUUCGGAGCCACUAUCUACUUCACCUGGGAGAACUGGUCGUUCUUUGAAGCGUUCUACUUUGUGUUCAUCUCCAUCUCCACCAUCGGUUUCGGAGAUUUCGUUCCUCAGCAUCCCAUCUACAUGAUGUGCAGCAUUUUCUAUUUAAUCUUCGGCCUUGCCUUGACCUCGAUGUGCAUCAAUGUGGUUCAACUUAAGCUAAGCGAUAGUUUCCGACAAGCAAGUGCGAAAAUUGGAGCCACCAUUGGACUACAGAUGGCGGAAGCUGCUUCCUUGCAGCAAUCCCAGAUGCACACUCCCGUGGAAUUGUCGGCGGUUCAUACGAGCACACCGUCCGCCAAUGGUGCACAGCAACCACCGAAUGGAGAUGCGACCAUGCUUUCGGUGCCUUCGGAGAGAGUCGGUUCUGCGGGUAUUUCUAGCAAAGAUGACAAAAAGGAUUAAUGUUUCGCUAAUAGUUACUUUCAUGACUGACGUUUAACGUAUCUUGUGUGUGAUUACGAGUGGACUAAAGCCACUUUUUAUAUAGAAUCAACAAAACCAUGCACAAUCGCCGUGAUUCCCGAAUAUGGCACUGAUAAAUUUAGAGUUUUCGAAUAUCUUGCGUGUAUUUAUAAUAGUAUGUAAGAAGCAACAGUACCAAAAAUUUAUUGUUUAUGUUUUUACGGAAUAUUAUGUUGUUUUUGAAGAUUAUGAUUACAAAUCUAUGUUGAACUACUUUUCGAUAUAAUCUCUUAAGAGUUUGUUUGAAUACGGUAAUUGAAUAACUUAGAAAAGCAGCUACUAAAUUGUGAUUGAAGUGCAUAGCUUUCUGAAGCAAGAUUUUAGCAUUGUAUUUAAUCAUGAUGUUUUUAUAUAUCUUUGAAUAAAAGCAUAAAGUGAUCAGAUUCGUAUAACAGACAUAAUUGGUGGUAUUAAAUUUUAUCCGCAUCCGUCUUCUAGUUCCGGAAUACGCAGUAAAAACUUCAGGGUAGAGCGUACAAGUGAAAAUUCGUUAAAAAUUACCGUUGCGUACGAUUUUGCACGCAUGAAUUAUCAUUGUAACAUAUGGGCUGAAAAGUCCUGGGCUUAACAAAGAGAACACGAUUUUUUGAUUCAAAAUUAAUUUUAUUCAUCAACGUAAAUUCCAUCUAGAACAACGCAAUCAUUCCAGCGCCGCUCUAACAUUUGAAUACCACUUUGGUCUUAGUUUCAGCGAUAACCUCUUCAUUCGUGCAAAAUUUCUUACCGGUGAGAUUUUUUUCAGGUCUGUGAACAGCCAGUAGUCGCUGAGAGCCAAAUCUGCCGAAUACGGUGGAUGUGGGAGCAAUUCGAAUUUCAAUUCAUGUAGUUUUGCCAUAGUUUUGAUUGACUUGUGACACGGUGCGUUGUCUUGAUGAAACAAAUUUUUUUCUUUGUUAUAUGCCUUC